AUGGCCGACUUGGAGCGCAUAAGACUGGUCAUACUGGGUGGUGCUGGUGGGGGAAAAAGAUCCAUCAUCAAACGUUUCCUCUUCAAGAUCUAUACGGACAAAUAUCGUGCCCCUGUAGAGGAUCUCUUUAAUCGGGAAUAUGAUUUGGGCGGCGCCACACUGAAGGUUGACAUUUUAGACACUUCCGGUGAUAUGCAAUUUCCCGCUAUGCGCCGCCUGUACAUUGCCACCGCCCACGCUUUCAUGCUGGUUUAUGCGUCCACGUCUGCGUCGAGUUUUCAAUGUGUCAAACAGUGUUUUGAAGAGAUACGUGAGCAGCGCGCCGACUAUCAGGAUAUUCCCAUUGUUAUCGCCGGCAAUAAGUCUGAUCUGGCCAAUACACACCGAGAGGUGCGACUGGAAGAAGUCAGAGACUGGGCCUACUGUGAAUUGCCGCGUCUAAGAGCGAAAGUGCUGGAGUGCUCCGCCAAAGAGGAUCAAAACGUGACUGACCUCUUCAAAACUUUGCUGUCACUAUCGCGAUUUCUGCCUAUCGGGAGCAAUAAUGACGGUACAAGUGGACUCAAACGACGCUCUUCGGCAUACGUUAGUGCAUCGUCGAGUAGAAACAAGAAUCGCAAUGCCACUCUUUCCGUUUCCGGUGAUAAAAAGUCCAGCUUGGCCGAAGCUGCCGAUCCAGCCACCAGCAGCGGUGAUGUUAAGCUAAAGCCCAGAUCUAGGUCACUCAUACGUCGUGGAUCACGCAAAGCCAAACAGCAAAUCAACAACGCGUCCGAUGACUGUAAUUUGCAAUAAAGCAGCGGAAGGAGGCAAUCUUGAAAGGUUGAUUAGGCAGAAAUGUAUGUAGUAAUUACAUAAAAAAUAAUAGAUCAGAGAAGAAAACGCACAACAACAACAAAAACAAGCAACUAUAAGCAGCAAAAAAAGCAAAGACAAGCAGAAAUUCAAAGUUACAAAUAUCGGCAUAAGCUUAGGCGAGUGUGUGUAUGUGUGUGUGCUGGUGUUAGUGUGCAAGUAAGUAGGCAUAGACGCGUGUGUGUGUACAUUGUGAAUAUGUACAAUUUUAAUUAACAGUCGUCAAAACGAAUUCACCCCAAUUAUCGCGUGAAUGAUGACGCGGAAAAAAUUACACAUUUUGAUAUGAGCACUUAAUUCGAAAUAUUAGACUUAUAUAAUAUAUAAUAAAAACAAAAACAAAAGAAGUGUCGUUGAUUAGACGGAAAAUAGCUAUGGAUUUGUCAACAUGAACUUAAAUGUGUGUGUGUGUUGUUACAUACGUUUGUUUGCACAUAAGCAAACGUACUUUUGUAGGCGUGUAUGUAUAGGCAGGCAGUUAUUGCGGUCAAAAAGCAACAAAUUAACGGUUAAAAAAAAUUAAAAAAAUAUGUAAACAAAUAUUUACAACUUUUACUAAAAAAUUUAUUUAUUGUAGUUUAAUGUCGCACUAGUUGUUAUUCAAAUUUAACAAAUAUUAAUUAAAAUAAUUAGCGUAAUUUUUUAUAA
Messenger RNA from Bactrocera dorsalis (oriental fruit fly), 1503 nucleotides. RefSeq names its product GTP-binding protein Di-Ras2-like. Lineage: Eukaryota; Metazoa; Arthropoda; Insecta; Diptera; Tephritidae. Gene Ontology annotation, molecular function: GTPase activity; GTP binding. The record is from RefSeq and is a predicted model, not a curated record. The transcript is spliced from 6 exons. The coding region runs from base 1 to 795 and encodes 264 amino acids.